AUGCCACGCGCAAUCCGCGGCGUCCUCAUCGAGUGCGACCCGUCCAUCAAAUCCAUCAUCGUCAACAUUGACAGCGAAAACCACGACUUCAUCAUCGAGGACCUCGACGAAGAGAGGGUCGUCGUCAAGGAAAACAUGGUGCCCCUUUUGAAGCAGAAACUCGAAGACCGCCUCAAGGAGAAUCUCCCCCCCGUAGACGAAUCCGGCUCCGACGCAGCAUGA
Molecule: messenger RNA, 222 nt
Organism: Ustilaginoidea virens
Lineage: Eukaryota; Fungi; Ascomycota; Sordariomycetes; Hypocreales; Clavicipitaceae
Exons: 3
Coding region: 1-222 (73 amino acids)
Biological process (GO): nucleotide-excision repair, preincision complex assembly; transcription by RNA polymerase II; transcription initiation at RNA polymerase II promoter
Cellular component (GO): transcription factor TFIIH holo complex; transcription factor TFIIH core complex
Source: RefSeq, a predicted model, not a curated record